CACCUCAUCAGGUCUACUCCGUCCUUCACGUGCUUUAACGUUUUACUUUUCCCUUCACUUUCUGUAUCUUACACCUAUUCGUGUUUAAGUAAUAACAAACCUUCAAUUUAAAAGCAUAACUAUGAAGUUCGUAAUAAUCCAACCAGCACUUAGAGCUUCUUUAUUAGGUGCACACCAUCGAUGAAUAACACAGCUGAUAGUACAUUCAGUUGAAUUUUGAAUAUAGUGUUUCAAAUAACUUUUAAGUUAUGAAGUCUAAGCAAUGGGUACAACUUUUCUUUCUUUAUCUGUUGUUAUUGUUUAGCCUCAGGUCAAUCAUUUUAGCGAUAUCUAAGGAUGUCUUUUUCUCUACCGCGGUCAUACGACAGGAACCAUUAAGAUAAUAAAAGGAUGAUGAGGCUGUUGUUUCUAGCAGAUAGAGUGACCACAUAGAGGCUCCCACGUUGUCUCGUUUAAAUGCUGGUUUUUUACUGAAGGAAUAGUAUGAGUGAAAUAAAAGAAAAAUAGGGAGAAGGAAAGAAAGAGGAAAAUGUCAGAUGAAGAAGAAGACAGGAAGAAGCAAAACUUGAGGAGAUAAGAAGGGAUGCAAAGAGUAGAGAGAGAAAGAGAAAUAAAGGGAAGAGGUGAAGAGAAAAAGUGGGGAACAUUUGAAAUGUGAAGACAGAGAGGAAGAGAGUAAAGAGAAAGUGGACGAAAACAUUAAAAAUAUGAAGGGGAGGAGAACAAAAGAGAAAAGGUCAUAAAGAGAGGAAGAAAGAAAUAAGAAUAGAGAAAUCAAGAUGCAAAGAAGAGGAGAAGAAGACAUGAAAAAAGAAGUCGAGGGGGAAAGACAGAGUGGAUCUGUGCACCAGAUUUGACUGUUGAAACUGGGAGAAUGUUUAAGUAUGGCCAAUUUGAAAACGAAGACGUUUCAGUCAGUGUGUCAAGUGAAGAUCAAACAGCAACAUUGUCCAUUGAUAUUCAAGACACACAGAUCUCCACUUCCUCUCGGCUUCAGGUCGGAUUCAAAAAUGGUAAAGAUGAACUGAAUAUUAAAUCGACUUCGCAACCUUUGAGUACCUCACCAACAAAGUUCAUGCCUGAUCCUGCUGGGUAUAAAGCAAGCACUCCAAAAACAACUUUAGAAGCCAUGCAGUUGAGGGUACAGCGAGUCGUCCAGCACAUUGUAUUUCGCAUCUUCACACUGAUAUUGAUCCUCACUGAUUUUAUACUUGUCAUCGUUGACUUGUCCAUAUACGAAUGUGAUACAAAUAAUGGGCUGGAAAUAACAUCACAUGUCAUCAUUACAUAUUUCAUGCUUGAAGUUGGUGCACGGAUAUUCUAUAAAGGGCGAAGAUUUUUCUAUAACUGGAUAGAUAUUGUGGACAUGGUGGUGGUCGUCGCAUCCUUCUUCACUGAUAUGAUAUUUGCCGGUAUUUAUGGAAUAGACUCCUGUGGAAAAAUUAUAAAGAAAGACCGUCACAGUUACGUCAAACUUCUUGUUGCUGGACGUAUUGUGAGAAUUAGCCGUAUUUUGAGGAUUCUUUACUUCAUGUAUAUUCAGCAUCGAUAUUUGACUUCUGCCUCUCGUAAAAUAGUCUCACAAAACAAACGCCGUUACCAGAGAGAUGGUUUUGAUUUGGAUCUCUGUUACAUCACAGAGCGAGUUAUUGCCAUGUCAUUUCCUUCCACUGGUUUAAUGGCAUUCUAUCGAAACCCUAUACAUGAAGUGGUCAGGUUUUUUGAAACAAAACAUAAAGACCAUUACAAGAUCUACAACUUGUGUAGUGAACGUGAUUAUGAUGAAAGUCUCUUCCAUAACAGAGUUGAACGAAUAUGCAUCGAUGACCACAAUGUGCCAUCACUGAAGAAAAUGGUCGAUUUUUGUUCUGAUGUACGAGAAUGGAUGGCAGCAGACAAGAAUAAUAUCAUUGCUGUUCACUGUAAAGGUGGUAAAGGACGUACAGGAACAAUCAUUUGUGUGUGGCUUAUAGACUGCGGACUGUUUAAUGAAGCAAAGGAUGUUCUGGAAUAUUUUGGAGACAGACGCACAGAUUUUAGUGUUGGUAAAAUGUUUCAAGGUGUACAAACUCCAAGUCAGAGCCGGUAUGUCGGUUACUUUGAAAAAAUGAAGCAAGAUUACAAUGGAAAAUUGCCUGAGAAAAAAGAAUUGAAUCUGAUCUCAAUAAAAAUCACCGCAAUUAAAGGUGUUGGCAAUGGUGACGGUAGUGACCUCAGUAUAGAGAUACGUACCGCUGAAAACCUCAUCUAUGAGUGCCACUUAGGUGCAAGUAUUAACUGUCAGGUGAUUAAAUACACAGACAGUGACAGUAUCAUGAUCAACCUGCACCAAUGUCCAGUUCUGGUCGAUGAUAUAAAAGUUAAAUUCAAUUCUACAAAUAAAAAACUUCCAAAGGGAUAUGAUUAUUGUCCGUUUUAUUUCUGGUUUCACACAUCAUUCAUUGAAGAUCACAGUUUAUAUUUGUCUCGAGAUGAAAUUGAUAAUCCACACAAACCAAAAUUAUGGAAUAUUUACAGAGAGAAUUUCGCCAUUAUAGCUUCAUUUGAAGACGUUAAGGGUUGAGUUGAACAAACAUUCCAGAUGAAACCGAAGUUGUUAAAUGAACAAACAAACAACCAUAAAACAAAACCAAGACCAUCCUGUUUUUGCCAUUCACUGAAGAAUGUAUCUGCUGUCAUGUUAUGUCUCUGAACGUCCCCCUAACAACAACCUCGUCUAAGCCUCAUUUAUGAGUCAUUUAGUGAAAAUGCCUUGCUAUCAUGGAACGGUGAAGGGUUAUGUCCAAUCAAAUUUAUUCCCUCCUACCACAACAUAUUUUUAUCAUGAAACAUUUAUCAAGAACUAUUACACCAAUGAAAUAUUGAAAUUUUGAUCACCCUUGGUUAAUCAUUUCUCUUUCUUCAUAAAGACUGUGUCAAAGUCGGCAGGUGGCGGAGACUCUGUAAAAUAACACAACACCAUUUAAAUUAAACUUAGUAUACAUAGAACUUCUUACUUGAUGUGGUGGUGAUAUUACGACAAUCAUAACAUGCUCUCCUGUUUCCUAGAAAAUCUUUUACCCAAUUCAUUUCAAACUUGUAUGAAAUUUGAAAAUCAUUUCAGUUAUAACAAAUUUCAGCCCUGUUUAAACAGAUGUCAUUGUGUGGAAACAGCAAAAUCCAAAACCUUGAAACAUUUAAUAGUCUGCCUAAUUUAGUUAUUUAGAGAAAGAUUUUAAAACCUGUUAAUUUUGGUACAUUGUAUUAUGAAAAUGCUCCAACUCUGCCUUCCUCUAAGUUGAACAACUCAAAUUAUAUAUCGUUAGGUAUAUAAUUAACAUUCCUAGCCUUUCAAUUUGCUCGUAUUCAGGGAAACCUAAAGGCCAAUGGUUCACAACCAUUUUUUGUCUAUGGA
Molecule: messenger RNA, 3394 nt
Organism: Octopus bimaculoides (California two-spot octopus)
Lineage: Eukaryota; Metazoa; Mollusca; Cephalopoda; Octopoda; Octopodidae
Product: phosphatidylinositol 3,4,5-trisphosphate 3-phosphatase TPTE2
Biological process (GO): dephosphorylation
Cellular component (GO): cytosol
Molecular function (GO): phosphatidylinositol-3,4,5-trisphosphate 3-phosphatase activity
Source: RefSeq, a predicted model, not a curated record